UGAGUUGCAAAGAUUCAUCUUCAUUCAUGCGGGCUGUCAAUCAAAUUUCAAUCAACUCUUUGGGUCUCAAGCUGCCUUCAAUCUUGAUUAUUAUGAGUGCUUGUCGAAGGGCGCUCCAGCGGGUAGGGGCCACAUUUGACACAUUGCGCAUACGUCACAUGGGCGCAGGCUUCAAACUCACUCAAACAUGUUGCGUUGCCGUUGCCCCUACAACUCCAACAACGAACUGCGAGCGGUGCUGGGUGGUGGGUGGGUGGUUUUGCAGUUGGAGUUGGCGUUGGCUGUCGCUCACUUCCGCUUGGAGCCGAGAGUUUUUCGUUUAAGUUCUCGGCUUUUGGUUCUGCUGUCGGCCUGACGUUUGCCGCCUGUUGGUUGGCUGGGCUUUGUAAUACGUGGGGCACCUACCCCUGCCGGCAACGCCCCGGAACGUGACCAAAAUGAAUUGUAGGCGUGCACCAUGUCAGUCGGCGGAAGCAUGCCAAGAAAUCCGCAUUGCUGCAGUAACUGCCGCUCCUGCUGCUGCUGCAGUUCACCCAGCGGCCCAGCUGCAGUUGCGUUUAAGAUGAAUUCCGUCAAUUUCAGUCGUUUUGUCUAUUGACAUUUGCCUGUUCGGAUUUUGCAAUCUGAUUGGCCGUCGCUUAGGGACAACCUGGGUGCAGAAUGCGAGCGGGCGGCCCUGAGUUUCCUGGCUGGGUAGCACUUCAUAGCCAUUUCUGGCUUUGUUUUAAGAGCUUCUGUCGUGCCACAAAAGUUUGAAGCACUUGCUUACGAUUUCAAGUGCAUUUGUUGGGCCCGUCAUAAUUUCGAGCCUGCAAUUGCUUCGAUUUGCUCCUACCGCUCCCUGCGGCAGCCAAAAGUUUUCCACUCAAGCCACUGACGCAAAUCUCAGCUGUUAAGUUCUUCACUUUGGUUAUGCUAAUGAGGCAACUUUUGUCCUUGUUCGCACAGGUCCAAUGCGCAAAAACGAUUCCAAAAAUUAUCAGCUUGUAUGUAGUUGGAGCAUGGUGUUCUUGUACAGCAAGUCCUUAAGUACACUCAAACAACAUGACUUGAGCUUCUUUAAAUUUUAGGUAACUCUAAAUAAAAAUUUCCCUAUGGAAUAAUUAAUUGUUUGAACCUAUGCAAUAGGCUUCUAGCAUAUGAAUGAGAUUUUAUUUAGUUUGCCAUAUGAAAUCCACUUUUAAAUAAUAAACUUUCAUGAAUGAACAACAAUUUGAAAACUAAAAUACUCAAAUAUGAGAUAAGGAUCUACUGCCAGCUCUUCUUGAAAGGUGAAAACGAACAUUUGUGCCUUGUUAAUAAUUAUGCGCAAUCAAAAUGGAAAGUUUAGCUAUUCUUCUAUUGUCAAGAGUUGUUUACUUCGGUCGAUAUAUUUUUAAUAAGUCUUUACACACGCCAUAUGCGAAACAUUUCCGAAAUAACCAAAACCUACCUAUGUAUGUACUUCAUUACAUAGGCACACCUAUUGGUAAAAGCCUCAGCCAUGUUCAACAAGCAAAUCAUAUUUUCACCCAUAUCUCGAUAAGAUAUUAUCUUCCAUACAGCAUGUUAUAAAAGCCGGAGUACACAGCCCAAGUUCUGUGAAUCAGUUGGAAGACGUUGGAAGCGUUUACCCGGCAUGAAAUACGCGACCCUAUUACUGAUCGGGCUGCUGCUGGCCGCAGCUCUGCUCAGCGAGGCCCAGAAGCAGGCUGGCAAGACGAAGAACAAGUCCAAGUCUAAGAACAAGGAGAAGACAACUGUACCCCCACAGCUGGAGAGGCAGGCGCUUUUAAGGGCUGAGCCCUGCUCGGCGGCCAAAUGCAAGUUACCCGAAUGCCGUUGUUCGGAUGCGAUAUUGCCAAGACCUAAAUUCAAGGGCAAGGAGCAUGAGAUACCACAGUUCGUUACAAUCACCUUUGAUGAUGCCGUGAAUGCUGUGAACUAUGCCCAAUAUGAGCUACUCUUCGAUGGUCUGAGCAAUCCUGAUGGCUGCGCGGCAACGGGCACCUUCUUCCUAUCGCACGAGUACACGGAUUACGUGCGAGUGAAUGCAUUGUACAAUGCGGGUCACGAGAUUGCCCUGCACUCGGUGACCCAUGGCGACGGCACCGAUUAUUGGCGCGAAGCGGAUGUUGAGACUAUUGAACGUGAGUUCGGAGCCCAGCUGCAGAUGCUGGAGACGUUUGCAAAGGUGAAUGCGAAGCGUGUACAGGGCAUCCGGCUGCCCUUCCUGCAGAUUUCCGGUAACAACUCCUUUGAGGCAGUCAAGAACCUGGGUCUGACCUAUGACAGCUCCUGGCCGACGCAACAGCACAAGGAACCGGCUAUGUGGCCCUACACCUUGGACUACCUGUCCAUACAAGACUGUCAGAUCGGUCCAUGUCCGGAUGCUGCGCUGCCCGGCGUUUGGGUGAAUCCCAUGGUUACAUGGACGGACACUGAGGGCUACAGCUGCUCCAUGAUCGAUGCCUGCGCCUAUCCGCCCGCAGACGAUGUGGAUGCAUUGUUCGAGUGGAUGCUGGAGAACUUUAAUCGUCACUACAAGGGCAACCGGGCGCCAUUCGGCAUGUAUCUGCACGCAGCUUGGUUUGCACGGGGCCGCAACUACUUUGCUGCCUUCAAGAAAUUCAUGCAUCAUUUGUCAACCUAUCCGGAUGUGUACAUGACGGGCGUAUCGCGCAUGUUGGAGUAUGUGAAAAAGCCGGUGCUGGGUCAGCCCUUCAAGAGCUGCGAGGAGAAGCCAAACACCAGUUGCCAGCCGGUGCACUGCAAUGUCCAGAAGGUGUCCACGGGCGAGACGCGCUACAUGAGCGUCUGCGACAAGUGCCCAAUUGUCUAUCCUUGGUUGGGUAAUCCAUUGGGCCAGGAUAUGUAAAUGUUGCACACCCAAUAAACACAGCACGAUAUAAUGAA
This is a messenger RNA of Drosophila novamexicana, 2895 nucleotides long. RefSeq lists its product as uncharacterized. Lineage: Eukaryota; Metazoa; Arthropoda; Insecta; Diptera; Drosophilidae. Gene Ontology annotation, molecular function: hydrolase activity, acting on carbon-nitrogen (but not peptide) bonds. The transcript has 3 exons. Gene Ontology annotation, biological process: carbohydrate metabolic process. The coding region runs from base 1619 to 2857 and encodes 412 amino acids. The record is from RefSeq and is a predicted model, not a curated record.